This is a messenger RNA of Penicillium lagena, 1701 nucleotides long. RefSeq names its product acetyltransferase SAS4-like domain-containing protein. Gene Ontology annotation, cellular component: SAS acetyltransferase complex. The record is from RefSeq and is a predicted model, not a curated record. Gene Ontology annotation, molecular function: histone acetyltransferase activity. The coding region runs from base 1 to 1701 and encodes 566 amino acids. The transcript has a single exon. NCBI's taxonomy places the organism in Eukaryota, Fungi, Ascomycota, Eurotiomycetes, Eurotiales, Aspergillaceae.
AUGACCCUGCUGUCGCGGUCCUCGCUCCGUGGCUCAGGGCGAGCGGCCGACGACCACGACCACAACGACCACAACGACGGCGGGCUGGCACCGCCGUUGAAGAACUCCGACACACCCAAGAAUCCUCCCUCGCGCCGCCGCAGAAGUUCGCCAGACUGUCUGGACACGACCACCACACUCGAGAAUCCUGACGCCACCGACCCGCCGCCGCCCUUGAAGCCCUCGCGCCCGCGUCCCUCCGCCCGGCACCGUGCCUCGUCCUCCUCUUCUACCUCCUCCUCUUCCUCCCACACACCGGCCUCCUCGGCAGAACUGGCAACUCCCCGUGUCAACGGCAAUAAUGGCAUCGUCAAGCACGCUCACCCUGCCGAUUUGCACCCGGGCGCGCGCGAGUCUCCGGAUCCAUUGGACACCAUUCUCUCGCCCAACAUGACCUCCAAGGCUAAUGGUUCGUCGGCUGCCGCAGCUCGCGCCCGUCACAGCGGUGACCAACCUGUCCCAAAUGUGAACAAGAAAGAGCCGGUGGCGGCGACGCAGUCGACUCGAUCCCGCCAGAGCGAUGUCGUCGAGAACCUCGAGCAAUCGGGUGAUGGCAGGCGAUCGUUGCGUUCGACGGAUACUCGAUGCAAGAGCGAGCUGGCACAAUAUAUCCCCAAUUACGAAGUGCUGAUUGGGUUGGAGGAACCCCAGCCUGGUAAGUCUGAGUGCUCCAGGACGAGAACAGCCGCUGAUGAUCGAACAGAAUUCUUAACUGCUACGACGACGAUCACACUGAUCGAUGACCUUCACGAGCCGCUACCUUUCUCCGACGAAUCAGACAAAAUGCCUUUCGGCAAUCCACUAAAGAAGCUUCACGACUGCGAGGUGAUCAAACUCCCCGAGCCGAAGGGCGCAACAGACGUUGAUCCACUGGGUGAAGAGACAUACUUCCGCGCACACCGUAAAGUCGAGCGCCAGGAGAAACAGCUCCGCAACAUAGAGCGAGACCGUUCAGACCACCAGCAGCAGACAUUAGAGCGUCUUCUGGAGGAACUUCGUGGCCACGACUGGCUCCGCGUGAUGGGUCUGACCGGUGUGCAUGAGAGCGAGAAGAAGGCCUUCGAGCCCAAGCGGGACAUCGUGAUCCAGGAGGUAGUGGCGCUGGUGCGCAAGUUCCAGCUCUGGAAGGACGAAGAGCGUCGACGCAAAGUGGCCAAGGACAAACCGGCCGACACUGACUCGCGCUCCCGGAAGCGGUCCCAGCCUGUUGAGGAUCAUGACAGUUCCCCGGUCACUGACACCACGCCUGACCCCAACGAUGUGGACGCAUGGGCUGCUCGGCAGCUGCACCAGGAGGCUCGCUCGGCCACUGUCGCUGGCAAACAGGCCAAAUCAGAUCCAAACGCUGGCCAACCAAAGGAAGAGGUUGAUAAAAGCGCCAAGGACAAGAAGUUCCGCCAAACUACCCUCCCGUUUACACCCCUUCCACCACCGCCAGAGAAGCCAUUUACUUCAUUCUUCGCCAAGCCAUCCCAGCGCGCGGCCGCCAUUGCUGCUUCCAAGGCCACAACCCACAACCGUUCCAUCCUCGCAUUCGGCCGUCCAGUCCCCGAAAUGGGAGAGCUAGACUUCGAGCCACCCUCCGAUGUUCUCACCGAGGACGCAAUCCAAUCCGCGCAGCGGAAGCGGCGCCGACUGAACCGGCGCAGCGGGCCUAAGUGA